ACAGACACGCAGCUGCGGGAAUUACUGUAAUUCCCACAUGACCCUCCAAUGUCACCUCCAGACGCGGGGCUGCGAUGUCGUCUUUCCUAGAAAGCUUUGCCUGAUCGCAAUAAUCACUUUCGCCGUUUCAUUACCGAACUGCGUUCAUCACCAAAACAGCACGCAUUUGUUUGUUUUCUUGCAAGUGCUGCCAGCUACGUCGCUCGACAUGGACUUCAGCGUUAAAAGACUCGCCUCCGACGCCGGCACUUUCCUCAGUCGCGCCGUGCAGUUCGCCGAGGAAAAACUGGGACAGGCGGAAAAAACCGAGCUGGACGUGCGCUUGGACAAUCUCCUGGCCAAGGCAGACAUCAGCAGGCGGUGGACGGACAGGUUAAUAAAGCAGACUGAGGUGGUACUUCAGCCCAAUCCGGGACUAAGAAUGGAGGAACUUUUAUACGGAAUGCUGGAGAGGGAAGCCCCGAGGCACACGAGUAACCACGAGCAGCUGGGCGAGUGCAUGAUUGACGCGGGCCACGAGUUGGGCCCUGGGAGUCCGUACGGAAAGGUACUGAUAAAAUGCGGGGAGAUGGAGAAGCAGAUCGGCGGAACGCAGAGGAAGUUAAUUCAGGGCGUGACUGUCGGCUUCCUAACCCCCCUGAGAAACUUCGUUGAAUGGGACUCGAAAACCGUCCUGAAAGAAGGGAGGCUGCUGGAGAACAGGAGGCUGGACCUGGAUGCUGCCAAAACCCAGCUGAAGCGAGCCAGGACAGCCGACGCCCAACAUUCCCGGCUAAACUCCGCCCCCCUGCCCGGAGAGGAAUACAGAGCGCAGUUCUCCUACAUGUUCAGCUUUCUGCACGUAAAAUGGAUGAAGAUGUGGACAACAGAAGUAGCACAGGCCGAGGCCCAGCUGAGGAAGACGCAGGACGAUUUCGAUCGGCAGGCAGAAAUCACCAGACUCCUGCUGGAAGGCAUCAGCAGCACGCAAGCAAACCAUCUCUCCUACCUUAAAGACUUUGUGGAAGCCCAGACUGCUUACUAUGCUCAGUGCCAUCAGUACAUGGUGGACCUCAAGGUACAGCUGGGAAGUGUUAUUUCCAGUGACAAGCGGCCAUCAUCGUGUCCAGUGACCGAUGCCACCCUGCCCACCCUCCCGGAGCCGGCUGCCCACCCCCCACAUCUCCCACCACCAUCCUCGCCCCCCUCUCCCCAGACGGGGCCCAGUGCUGCUUCCUGACCUGGAGGUGGAGUUCAGAAGGCGACAGCGGUAUCUGUCCGUCGGAGGACGAGGUGGGGGUCGCUUUCAGGGACCGCGAGCUGCAGCGCCCCCUGCAGCUGACCCAAUAACCCAGGCAAGGUGUAAUGUGGACGCACAUCGCUGUUCGCUAACACGGAACGCACCUGCUAUGAUGCCGCAGCUGGCGCCAAUAUCAUGUGACAAAAGGAUUAUGUCAUGUGACAAAAGAAUGAUAUCAUGUGACAAAAGGAUUAUGUAAUGUGACAAAAAAAAAUGUACAGCAGUCACCUCUUGUACAGUUAACAGUUGACCGUAACCCUCAAUGCCUUCGGUGUGCUUUUCAAACAGAAGACUUGUGAACAUGAACCAGUUUGGAGGAGGUUGAAUACUUUUAGGUAAAGCUUCACGUGAACUAGCGGGCAAUAGUGGACCUUAUGAAAGUGAGGCGUUUCCGCGAGACGUACAGUUUGACACGUCAUGAGUCCUGCUGUAAUAUGUGCCAAGAACUUCAAUGGUUAAUACACUAGCAGCAAAAUUUAUGGAAACACUUCCAGUUUUUAGAGACUGCAAAGUAUAUUCCGCUGUUGCUUCAAUGUUCGAUUAAAUAAUUAACUGAAGCACCUGGAAUAAAGGUCUAUAAUCUGUAAGAAUUGUACGUGUGUAUCCACAAUCCUGGCCACUGGUGUACAUUAGAUGUUGCGUUAUUGUGAUUUCAAUAAACAUUAAUACUGCUAAAAUA
Molecule: messenger RNA, 1958 nt
Organism: Brienomyrus brachyistius
Lineage: Eukaryota; Metazoa; Chordata; Actinopteri; Osteoglossiformes; Mormyridae
Gene: sh3glb1b
Product: SH3-domain GRB2-like endophilin B1b
Exons: 10
Coding region: 38-1219 (393 amino acids)
Cellular component (GO): cytoplasm
Molecular function (GO): protein binding
Source: RefSeq, a predicted model, not a curated record